Molecule: messenger RNA, 2072 nt
Organism: Teleopsis dalmanni
Lineage: Eukaryota; Metazoa; Arthropoda; Insecta; Diptera; Diopsidae
Product: eye-specific diacylglycerol kinase-like
Biological process (GO): diacylglycerol metabolic process; lipid phosphorylation; intracellular signal transduction
Molecular function (GO): protein binding; ATP-dependent diacylglycerol kinase activity
Source: RefSeq, a predicted model, not a curated record
UUAAAAAAAAAUUCCAAUUAUCAAUACGGCAGUGAAAAACGCUUUUCAAUGUUUAUUUCAUACUUGAAUUGUGACUGUGAAGUUGAUACCAGCGACAGUCAUAGUCACAGUAGUGACAGCAUGUCUGUCGAGCAAUUGUUACUGGCCGUUAAAGAGGAACGGGAAUCGGAUGAGCAAACAACAUCAAAUGAUGGCACUGACUCAGACACGCAAUUGACAGGCAAUUCAAAUGCCGGUAGCUCAAAUGGCAUUGGAGCAGGUGGGGGUGGGGGUGGUAACACAUUAUUAAUACGACGUUUUCGUCGUUCUUCGAUUGGUAUGCAAAGACAAGCAGCUUUCAGGCAAAGGAAGCUCGAUUCGCUUGACAAUUGGCGCCGGCAAAGACGUACGACAGCGGCGAGUAACGCUAGACGUCCGAUACGUAUUGUGCCUGAUUGGACGGAGAAUGCCAUACAAGGUGAACACUUUUGGAAGCCAACUUCCGCUUCCGGUGAUUUGUGCUGUUUGAAUGAGGAGUGUAUUAAAAGUGGACAACGUAUGAAAUGCUCCGCAUGCCAAUUAAUAGCGCAUCAAAAUUGCAUUCCAAUCGUUAAUGAAAAGACUCAAUUAGCGUGUAAGCCAACAUAUCGAGACGUAGGUAUAAGACAAUAUAGAGAGCAAACGACAACUCAUCAUCACUGGGUGCAUCGAAAAAUGGAAAAGGGAAAAUGUAAACAUUGUGGAAAGGCUGUGCAAGGUAAACUAUUUGGUUCUAAGGAAAUUGUUGCAUUAUCCUGCGCCUGGUGUCAUGAGGUGUAUCAUAAUAAGGAAUCCUGUUUUAAUCCAGCAAAAAUUGGUGAAGAAUGUCGUCUAGGCAAUUACGCACCAAUCAUUGUGCCGCCCUCCUGGAUUGUUAAGCUACCGAAUAAAGGAAAUUUUAAAUCUUCCAUACGCGUCAACAAUAAAAACGCCGCCAAUAAUGCGGCAAAUAAGAAAAGACAAACAACGAAACGUAAUAAGAAGGAAGAAAAGAAGGAGCCACGUGCAUUUAUAGUGAAACCAAUUCCAUCGCCAGAAGUUAUACCGGUCAUAGUAUUUAUUAAUCCGAAAUCUGGCGGUAAUCAGGGUGUCAAGCUGUUGGGAAAAUUCCAGCAGCUACUGAAUCCACGACAAGUGUUUGAUUUAACACAAGGUGGUCCUAAGAUGGGUUUGGACAUGUUUCGCAAAGCACCGAAUUUACGUAUUCUCGCUUGUGGUGGCGAUGGUACUGUAGGUUGGGUAUUAUCAGUAUUGGAUAUGCUGACUCCACCAAUCGCACCAGCACCCGCAGUUGGUGUACUGCCUUUGGGUACAGGCAAUGAUCUCGCACGCGCCUUAGGAUGGGGUGGUGGUUAUACUGAUGAACCAGUCGGCAAAAUAUUACGUGAAAUCGGUAUGUCUCAAACUGUACUAAUGGAUCGUUGGCGUCUAAGGGUAACGCCAAAUACCGAUGUUGAUAGUGAUCACGUUAGUCGAAGUAAAGAUAAUGUCCCCUUAAAUGUGAUGAACAAUUACUUUAGUUUCGGUGUGGAUGCACAUAUUGCAUUGGAGUUUCAUGAAGCUCGUGAAGCGCAUCCGGAACGUUUUAAUUCUCGUUUACGUAAUAAAAUGUAUUACGGUCAGAUGGGUGGCAAAGAUUUGAUAUUGCGUCAAUAUCGCAAUCUUUCGCAAUGGGUAACACUGGAGUGUGAUGGCACCGACUAUACAGCCAAACUUCGAGAUGCUGGCUGCCAUGCUGUAUUGUUUUUAAAUAUCCCAAGCUAUGGCGGUGGCACUCAUCCAUGGAACGAUUCCUAUGGUCAAUCGAAACCAGCUAUUGAUGAUGGACUUGUUGAGGUUGUUGGCCUUACGACAUAUCAAUUACCAAUGUUGCAAGCCGGUCUGCAUGGCACCUGCAUAUGCCAAUGCAAGACGGCGCGUAUUGUUACCAAGAAAACGAUACCAAUGCAAGUGGAUGGUGAAGCUUGUCGUGUGAAGCCAUCAAUUAUCGAAAUGGAUUUACUGAAUAAAGCUGUUAUGCUCGCAAAACGUAAACAUGGACGUGGUGAUGUACA